UUCAAGCAGGGGAAAAAAAAUACGCCUUUCGCUAAAAUCCACUCAGAAACAACCCCUCCUCCUCCUCCUCACGUACAGUUUAGGAGGGGAAACACAUCAAGCCCUCCCUCAUAUUAUCACCCUCUCCAAACCCUGACUACAGAUUUCAGUUUAUUUCAGUGACUCGGGAACAUUCUACAGAACAUGGAGGGUGGGUUGAAGCCAAUGGACGCGGAACAAUUGCGAGAGAAUGCUCACAAGAUGGUAGAUUUCAUUGCUGAUUACUACAAGAACAUUGAGAGCUUCCCAGUUCUCAGCCAAGUUCAGCCUGGGUAUCUGCAUAAACUUCUGCCAGUUUCCGCACCAAACCAGCCGGAAUCAUUGCAAGAUGUUCUUGAUGAUGUGCAGACAAAGAUCUUGCCAGGGGUAACCCAUUGGCAAAGCCCGGAUUAUUUUGCGUAUUUUCCCUCCAACAGCAGUGUCGCUGGAUUUUUGGGAGAAAUGCUCAGUGCUGGUAUUAACAUGGUGGGCUUUAGUUGGAUUACUUCUCCUGCUGCAACGGAACUUGAAAUGAUUGUUCUUGAUUGGCUAGCAAAACUACUUAAGCUUCCUGAUGAUUUCCUUUCAACAGGACAAGGUGGUGGGGUGAUACAGGGAACAGCAAGUGAAGCUGCUCUUGUUGUGCUACUGGCUGCUCGUGAUAAAGUUCUGAGAACGGUUGGAAAGGAUGCCAUUGGAAAGCUUGUAGCUUAUGCAUCUGAUCAAACACAUUCGUCUCUGCAGAAAGCCUGCCAGAUUGGCGGGAUUCACCCAGAGAAUUGUAGGCUGCUGAAGACGGAUAAGUCCACUGAAUAUGCUCUUUCUCCUGAAUCACUAAGUGCAGCAAUAUCACAUGACAUCGCCGUUGGCCUAAUCCCUUUUUUCUUAUGCGGAACUGUUGGUACUACUUCAUCAACUGCUGUGGAUCCUUUGCCUGCACUGGGACAGAUCACCAAGAGUAAUGGAAUGUGGUUUCAUGUGGAUGCUGCGUAUGCUGGAAGUGCUUGUAUAUGUCCAGAAUAUAGACACUAUAUUGAUGGCAUUGAAGAAGCUGACUCGUUUAAUACGAAUGCUCAUAAAUGGUUUCUCACGAACUUCGAUUGUUCAGCUCUCUGGGUAAAGGACAGGAAUGCUCUGAUUCAGUCACUCUCAACGAAUCCAGAAUUUCUGAGAAAUAAAGCCUCUGAAGCAAACUUGGUUGUGGAUUACAAAGACUGGCAAAUCCCUUUGGGCCGCAGGUUCAGGUCACUGAAGUUAUGGAUGGUACUAAGACUUUAUGGUUUGGAAAAUCUGCAAUCUUACAUAAGGAACCAUAUUGCAUUGGCUAAACACUUUGAAGAACUCAUUUCUCAAGACCCAAGAUUUCAGGUUGUUGCCCCAAGGAAGUUCUCGUUGGUUUGUUUUUGCCUUCUGCCUCCCCAUGACAAGGAAGAUUGUGCUAACAAACUAAACGCUGACUUACUGGAUGCUGUUAACUCAACUGGGAAAUUAUUCAUCUCGCACACAGUUCUAUCCAGUAAGUACACACUACGUUUUGCGGUAGGAGCUCCAUUGACAGAAGAAAGGCAUGUUAAUGAAGCAUUGAAGGUUUUACAAGACAAGGCCACUUCCCUGCUACAAACUUUGUGAAUCUUUCUUCCUUGUGUGUCUUCCCAAGGCUUUGGUGAAAGGGUUGGAUUGGAUUCCAAGUGCCAACAACAGCAAAGACCAACUCUCAUAAUGAUCAAUACAGGGAAAGGGUUUGGGAUCCUCUAUUUGCCAAUAUUUAUGAUCUCCCGCUCGUAGUGCAUUUCCAGUCACACGAUAUAGUUGGAAUCCCGACACAGAACCCUGUGGAUACCGAAAAUUAUGGGAUGGUGUCACGGUGGACUCCUGGUCGAGGAAAAUGGCUUCAGCAUGCUCAUGCCUCAUGUUGCAAAUCCAUUCUUAAAGUUGCAUCAUAUGUAGCUUUGAAGGAGGAUUAUCAAAAGAUCAGCUUUGAUCCUAGAAGAUCACGGUUCCUUCGAAGGGUAAAUGGUGAUGUGAUCUCCAGUCCAAUGGUGGGUUGAAUAUCCUGGGAACAAUACCUUGAUUGCACCAUUUGCAGGUGCUCAUUCUUUGUGGAUGAGCAUAUCUGAUCUUAUUGUGCACACUUUCUGCAGCAGUGGUCCGUAGGAGCUACUUUAAUCAGAAUGUAUAGUACAUGCAUAUGGUGCAUAUCAAGCAACAAAAAGGAGUGGAAAUCCAAGCAUCUUGUUUUCCAAGAAUCACCAAAAGUAUAUUAUUCAAAAAGCAAUUGAUUUCCGCUC
This is a messenger RNA of Rhododendron vialii, 2306 nucleotides long. Its product is annotated as phenylacetaldehyde synthase. Gene Ontology annotation, biological process: amino acid metabolic process. Gene Ontology annotation, molecular function: pyridoxal phosphate binding; carboxy-lyase activity. Lineage: Eukaryota; Viridiplantae; Streptophyta; Magnoliopsida; Ericales; Ericaceae. The transcript has 14 exons. The record is from RefSeq and is a predicted model, not a curated record. Bases 184 to 1647 code for a protein of 487 amino acids.